GGGAGUCUGUAUCCUGGCUGGUGAGCGAAUCCUUGUCAAUAACCCCCCCUUGGCAUUGAUGGUGGGAACCAGCUCCUGAGCUCAGGAGGGGACUGUAUAUAAACCCUGAGUCUGGGCUGUACCAGGCACAACCAAACCAGGAGACAAGCCUCACAGCCUCCCAUCGCCACCAUGAGAACCCUAGCCUUCUGUCUGAUCCUUGUGAUGGGCUCCAGCGAAGCGCUGGACUGCCAGUUUGUGGACGGCUCACUGAAGCAGGUGGACGCUGGGCUGGGGCUGGUUUUCGGGGUGAACGACGCGGGCGCGGUCUUCAUGAGAUUCGGGAACAAGUGGGUGCCGAUGGAGGGGAACCUGAGGCAUGUGACCGUGGGUCCGGCUGGACUGUGGGGGGUCAACGAGGAUUUCCAGAUCUUCAAGAUGGUCGCCGGGAAAUGGGAGAGAGUGGAGGGUCUCCUGAAACAGAUUGACGCUGGGGGUGACCAGCUGAUCGGAGGUGUAAACAAUGAGAGUGCAGGAUUCUGUCUGAACCAGCAGGGGGCGGCGCUGGUGCUCGGGGGAGGGGCCCAUGUCCCCUGGGUCUCUAUCGAUGAUGACCUGGUGUACUACUCCUGCGGCCCCCAGUCCUGCUGGGGAGUGACCUCCAAGAACGCAGUGCUGGUCCGCAAGGGGGUGACCCCGAACAAGUGCCAGGGCUCGGACUGGGAGCCGGUCCCGGACUUCCCCAUGGUCCUGGUGGAGGUGGGAUCGGACGGGAUCGUGUUCGGCAUUAACGGCACCGGGGAGGUCUUCCGCAGGGCUGGGAUCACCGACAGCAACCCGUCGGGCUCCCAGUGGACUCACCAGUACGUCUGCGGCAACAUGAGGCAUGCCACCUACGACCUGGGAGUGCUGUGGCUGAUUACAAUGGAUCAGAAGAUCGUGAGCUGCAUCCUCUAG
This is a messenger RNA of Acipenser ruthenus (sterlet), 936 nucleotides long. Its product is annotated as fish-egg lectin-like. The transcript is spliced from 4 exons. The record is from RefSeq and is a predicted model, not a curated record. Lineage: Eukaryota; Metazoa; Chordata; Actinopteri; Acipenseriformes; Acipenseridae. Bases 172 to 936 code for a protein of 254 amino acids.